This is a messenger RNA of Propithecus coquereli (Coquerel's sifaka), 945 nucleotides long. RefSeq names its product olfactory receptor 6C75. Gene Ontology annotation, biological process: G protein-coupled receptor signaling pathway. The transcript has a single exon. Gene Ontology annotation, molecular function: G protein-coupled receptor activity; olfactory receptor activity. Gene Ontology annotation, cellular component: membrane. The record is from RefSeq and is a predicted model, not a curated record. Lineage: Eukaryota; Metazoa; Chordata; Mammalia; Primates; Indriidae. Bases 1 to 945 code for a protein of 314 amino acids.
AUGAGAAAUUCCACAGCAGUAACACACUUUAUUCUUCUUGGAUUGACAAGUGACCCACAGUGGCAGAUUGUACUCUUCAUAUUUCUUCUUGUUACCUACAUGCUAAGCGUGACUGGGAACCUAACCAUUAUCACCCUCACCCUUUCAGAUCCCCACCUGCAGACCCCCAUGUAUUUCUUCCUUAGGAGUUUCUCAUUCUUAGAAAUAUCAUUCACAUCUGUCUGCAUUCCCAGAUUCCUGGUCACCAUCGUGACAGGAGACAGAACCAUUUCCUAUAACGGUUGUGUGGCUCAGCUAUUUUUUUUCAUCUUCUUGGGGGUAACAGAAUUUUAUCUUCUGGCUGCCAUGUCCUAUGACCGUUAUGUGGCCAUCUGCAAACCUCUUCAUUACACAGCCAUCAUUAGCACCAGGGUCUGUAUCCUUCUUGUCUUUAGCUCCUGGCUUGCAGGAUUCCUGAUCAUCUUUCCACCAAUAAUCCUUCUUCUGCAGUUGGAUUUCUGUGCCUCCAAUAUAAUUGAUCAUUUUAUCUGCGAUUCUUCUCCAAUUUUGCAGCUUUCUUGUACAAACACUCACUUUCUAGAACUCAUGGCAUUUUGUUUAGCUGUGAUAACACUCAUGGUCACCUUGACAUUAGUUAUUCUCUCCUAUACAAAUAUUAUCCGGACAAUUCUGAGAAUUCCUUCUAGGAGUCAAAGGAAAAAAGCCUUUUCCACUUGUUCCUCCCAUAUAAUAGUUGUUUCCCUCUCUUAUGGUAGUUGCAUCUUCAUGUACAUAAAGCCUUCUGCAAGGGAAAGAGUGACUUUAAGCAAAGGAGUAGCUGUGCUUAAUACUUCAGUGGCUCCUCUUUUGAAUCCCUUCAUAUACACACUAAGAAAUCAGCAAGUGAAACAAGCCUUUAAGAGCAUGGUCCAAAGGAUAAUCUUUUCUUCAAAAAAAUCAAUGUGA